Messenger RNA from Trichogramma pretiosum, 1446 nucleotides. RefSeq names its product choline transporter-like protein 2. The coding region runs from base 1 to 1446 and encodes 481 amino acids. Lineage: Eukaryota; Metazoa; Arthropoda; Insecta; Hymenoptera; Trichogrammatidae. Gene Ontology annotation, molecular function: transmembrane transporter activity. The transcript is spliced from 6 exons. Gene Ontology annotation, biological process: transmembrane transport. The record is from RefSeq and is a predicted model, not a curated record. Gene Ontology annotation, cellular component: membrane.
AUGGCGAACUCAGGAGCGAAGCUCACUAACGAUCCAUCAUGGACAGGACCGCUGAGGGCGGCACGAAAAGUUACGAACAAACCCUUCAUCGUUGCUUUCUUCUUGGGCCUCUGCGUAUGGAUCGGAAUAACUGCUUACGUAUUUACGUCGGGCGACGUGGACAAAACGAACGAUAUUUUCGAAGCCAGUCAAGAAAGUUACAUGGGGCGCAAAUGGUACUUGCUCGCGGCAACGUUGUUUACCUUCUGCUUAUCGAUAUUGUUCCUGGUCUUAUUGAGAGUGGCUCCGAGAAAAAUGGCUGGCAUAUCGAGCGUCUUUAAUAUCGUCGAAUUCGUGCUGUUUAUAAUUGGCGGGAUCUACAUGAUCUACGAAAUUGCGACCUCCGACGAUUCGACCUCCGACGAUUUAGACGUCCCCGUACCCGCUGCUGCAAUAUACCUUUUUUUACCCGUGGCAAUCGUGCUACUGAUUCUCUCCAUCCGGAUAAAGAUCAGAAAUUCCAAUCUCAUCCCCGUGUCCUGCGAAAUCGUUGGAGAAGCCUGCAAAAUCAUACUGUCCUUUCCGUCGAUAAUUGCUUACGCCGUGCUCAACUUCAUUCUGUUCUACGUCUUGUUCAUUUUGUCUCCGUUGCAUUCGUUGUUGAUCGAUGUUACCAAAACUUUUUUCGACGCCGAGAACGACCGCUUUCCGGCUCACUUGGGCAUCUGUAUGUUCUUUCAUUCCGUCGCUUCCAUCUGGAUCAUCGUGUUCUUCUUCGAGAUGUUCCGGGUAAUCGUGGCCGGUACUUACGGCACCUGGUACUGGACCGAGAACAAGCGCGAGGUGCCGCGCUUCGCCGUCCUACGCUUCGUCUACAUCGCCAUUAGAUACCACAUUGGCCCGCUGGCGUUUGGCUCGCUGAUCAUGCCGUUCUGCUCUAUACCGCGAUUUUGCGUCUGGCUGAUCGCGUCGGGAUUCGGCAUCGACUGCUCCAGCGGCAGCGGCAAUAGCGUCGUCAGGCUGUUCCGGCGCUGCUGCAGCUGCUGCAACUGCUCUUGCUACCAAGUCGUGAAAAAGUUCACGGGCGCGUCUUUCGUCCAAGUGGCGCUUCGCGGCAACGCCGGCUUCGUCGACGCGUCCCGAGCCACGUUCGGCCUCCAUCAAAGAAAUCAGACGAAAGUCGCCGCCGUCGGGCAGAUCGUGCUGAUUUUGUACGUGGCCGGAAUGACCAUUGUCAUGUUCUUUUCGGGUUUAUUGAGUUCACUAAUCCCGACACAAUCGAUAGAUGAGGAAAAUGCAAAGGACCUGGGAUAUUUGCUCAUUUUUUCGGGACUUAUGUGCUUUGUGAUUUUCAAACUACUGGGAAUUGCCGUUGACACUAUCCUAAUGUGCGGGCUCGAAGAUUUCGAAAUGAACGGAGGCAGGAGCAGAUUCAUGCCGGACAACUUGAAAAAUUUACUUAUGUAG